Selaginella moellendorffii is the source of this 1096-nucleotide messenger RNA. RefSeq names its product 2-oxoglutarate-Fe(II) type oxidoreductase hxnY. Lineage: Eukaryota; Viridiplantae; Streptophyta; Lycopodiopsida; Selaginellales; Selaginellaceae. The coding region runs from base 71 to 1015 and encodes 314 amino acids. The record is from RefSeq and is a predicted model, not a curated record. The transcript is spliced from 11 exons.
GAUGUUUAUGCUUUAAGGGUUUUGUCUAGGGAAUUGGAGAGAUGGGAGAGGCGGGCGCCGAGCGGCUAGAAUGCAUCGAUCUCUCCUGCCCGGACGUGGAGCGCCUGGCGCAACAGCUCAGGAAGGCCUGGAGACAGGGUUCUUCUAUGUUGUGAACCACGGGAUAAGCGAGGAGUUCAUGGCACAGGUGUUUGAGCAGAGCCGGAAAUUCUUCACGCUUCCCUUGGAGGAGAAGAUGAAGGUCUACCAGGAUGAGAACUUCCGGGGCUACACCCCGAUCUUUGACGAGAAGCUGGAUCCGGCAAAGCAACGCCUUGGGGAUGCGAAGGAAGGAUAUUAUAUUGGACGCGAAGUUUCAGGGAGUGAUCCCAGAGCAAAGGAUCCUUUGCAAGGACCAAAUCAAUGGCCAUCUCCUGAUACACUCCCAGAAUGGAAGCAAACAAUGAAAAUGUAUUUCGACCAGGCCGAAAAGCUCUCGCGGAAACUAAUCAAGCUUAUUGCGCGAGCAUUGGAACUAGAAGAAUCGUUUUUCGACAAGCCUGGGAUGUUUGACCACCCCAUGGCAGUGGUUCGUUUGCUUCACUAUCCAGCUCAAGCUUCCAAUCCAGAAGAGGGAUUGUUUGGUGCUGGUGCGCACAGUGACUAUGGCAUGCUCACACUUCUCGCCAGUGAUGGUGUUCCUGGUCUCCAGAUUUGCAAGGAGAAAGAUGCAAAGGAACAAGUAUGGACUAAUGUCCAGCCACUGAGAGGGGCAUUUGUAGUCAACUUGGGAGAUAUGCUAGAGCGGUGGACAAAUAACCUUUUCAGGUCAACAUUGCACCGGGUGCUUAAUUAUGGGGUCGAGUGCCACUCGAUUGCUUUCUUCAUGGAGCCAAAUUUUGACUGCAUUGUAGAGUGCAUUCCAACUUGUUGUAGCGAGCUGAAUCCACCAAAAUUACCUCCUGUCAAGAGUGGCGACCAUCUCUUAGGAAGAUAUAAAGUCACUCACAAGGAUUAUGAAGCUGUGGCAAAGUGAAAAUGUAAGUAAUGGGAGGAUUGUUAGGCACUGAGUUAGGAUAAUAAGAUAAGAAAAAGCCUUACAAUUAAGUGCUUGAAA